AAGAAACCUCGGCAGGAUAAGCUGUCUCUGCUGAAAGUGCCAGACACCACCUGCUGGUGGUUCACCGACUUCCUGACAGAUCGGAGACAACACCCACCAGUAUGUAAAACUGGUCAAGUUUGCAGAUGUCACCACCCUCAUUGGCGUCAUCUCAGAUGGGGACAAGACUGCCUGGAGCGAGGGACAUCAAUCUUAGCACUUGAAUCAAAUUCUCAUCAACUGAUCAUCAUGUCCUUCUUCUCAUAUCGAAUGGUCCAGGAUGCAUAUGAAAAAUUGACCGAUGAGGAUGGAAAAAAACCAAAGCCAGGAGACCUGAUUGAGGUUAAAUGCGGUGUAUAUAAGCACUGGAUUGUUUACAUUGGUGAAGACAACGUCGUUCACUUUGGAGGAAUUGGAUCUGGAUCUGGGAUAGGCAUCAUUCCUACUCCAGGCAUGAAGGGCACUAUAAAGAAGGAAAAGCUAAAGGAUGUUGUCAAGGAUGGAAAAUGGAAAAUUAAUAACUUUCUGGAUCAAAAAUACCAACCCCGUAAGGAUGACGACAUUGUGAAGGAGGCCUGUGCACGUGUGGGUUCCAGUCUGACGUAUGAUGUCUUGGGCUACAACUGUGAGCACUUUGCCACUGAGCUGCGCUACGGAAAGCCUGAGUGCCGACAGGUAAAGGAAGCAAAACUAGACUUCUUCAUGAUAUUGGCAGGAGUUACAGCCGUUGCUGUUGGAAUAUUUCUGAAAAAAUGAAAAAGGUGAUCAGAUUGGUGAUGGUUAAACGUAUAGCUAGUGAUUACAACUAAAUAAAUAAUCAAACUUGGUUCAUGUGAUUUUUUUUUUCAUUCUUAUUAUUUAAUUGGUUUAGAAUAUUUACCUUUAUGAUUGUCACUUUGUUCUGCUGCAUCGAUUUAUUUUCAUAGACUAUAAUAAAGCAUUAAGAGUUAUGCAUGUUAGAUAUAAAUUGUUUCAUUAAUAAUAAUGAUGAUGAUGAUGUUGAUGAUUUUGGUUCCAAUCUUGAUGGGCAGGGAACAGUUUUGUUUUGGUACAGAUGUUUCAUUUUUGUUUAUUUCUUUGCUAAAGAAACUUGGAUAACUAGAAAUAACCCAAAAAUUAUAAAUAGCUUAUGACUUAAUCACAAAUGCACAAAGUACCUGUACUGAGUGUUGAUGUGCACAAUCCUCCCCAAAUAAACUAAUAAACAAAACAACAACAAAA
This is a messenger RNA of Nothobranchius furzeri (turquoise killifish), 1200 nucleotides long. Its product is annotated as phospholipase A and acyltransferase 4. Gene Ontology annotation, molecular function: glycerophospholipid phospholipase A1 activity; A2-type glycerophospholipase activity. The record is from RefSeq and is a predicted model, not a curated record. NCBI's taxonomy places the organism in Eukaryota, Metazoa, Chordata, Actinopteri, Cyprinodontiformes, Nothobranchiidae. Gene Ontology annotation, cellular component: cytoplasm. Gene Ontology annotation, biological process: N-acylphosphatidylethanolamine metabolic process.